AUGAAAUCAUACAGUUCUUCCAAACUUUUCAAAGAGAUGAGCAAAGCAUCUGAAGCCAACGGCAAGGUGGAGACACGUGCUGUUGGAGGAAAUACGUAUGAAGUCAUUGAAGGGAAGGUUGAUUGGCGGGGAAGACCUGCAUUGCGAGGACGCCAUGGCGGUUUGGGCAAUUGUUUCUUCAUUCUUGCCAAUUUCGGAUUUGAGAACAUGGCCACCUUGUCUCUGGCCGUGAACCUCGUGUUGUACUUCAUAGGCGUCAUGCACAUGAACGCUGAAGACUCCUCAAACCUGCUGACCAACUACAUGGGCGCCAGCUACAUGAUCGCCGUGCUCAUCUCCGUCUUCGCGGACGUCUUCGUCGGCCGAUACAUGACUGUGAUCCUAUCAUCACUGGUUGAGCUCGUGGGGAUUCUGCUGCUUUUUCUGCAGGCGCGCUCCGACCGGCUGAAGCCUCCCAUGUGCGACCCCAGACAGCCGUUGACGUGCCUGCGGGUGCACGGCGGCAACGAGGUGCACCUCUACCUGGCGCUGUACCUCAUCGCGCUCGGCUCGGGAGGCAUCAAGGCGGCCCUGCCGGCGCACUGCGCCGACCAGUUCGACGCCAAGCACCCCAAGGAGAAGCAGCAGAUGUCCAGCUGCUUCAACUACCUGCUGCUUAGCCUCUGCACCGGCGGCGUCGUCAGCGUCACGCUGUUCUUGUGGAUCCAGGGACUUCCAGACAGGGGAUGGGAGAAGGGGUUCGCCGCCGCCACGGGCGUCAUGGGGCUCGCCGUCAUCGUCUUCAUCGCUGGCAUGCCGAGGUACCGCAUCGCCACCGUGCAGGGAAGCAGUGCGCUAAAGGAGAUCUGCCAGGUGUACGUGGCUGCAAUCAGGAACAGGAAACAGCAGCUCCCUGAGGACCCCGACGAGCUGUACGAGAUCAGCAGGAGCAAAGCUUCGCCUGACAUGGAGUUCUUGUCGCACAGGGAUAGGCCGUUCAGAUUCCUGGACAGGGCGGCCAUAGUUCAGACAGACAAGGAUGCGGCGGCGAACCCGUGGCGUCAGUGCCGGGUGACACAGGUGGAGCAGGCCAAGACGGUGCUGGCCAUGGUGCCCAUCUUCUGCAGCGCCAUCAUCAUGGGCACCUGCCUCGCGCAGCUGCAGACCUUCUCCAUGGUGCAAGGCAGCACGAUGGACACGACGCUCGGGCCGCAUUUCAAGAUGCCGGUGGCUUCCAUGCUCAUCAUCCCGCUCGGCCUCCUCAUCUUCGCCGUCCCCAUCUACGAGCAGCUCUUCGUGCCCUUGGCGCGCCGCCUGACGGGCAUCCCCACCGGGAUCACGUACCUGCAGCGCGUCGGCGUCGGCCUCGUGCUCUCCAUCGUCUCCAUGGUCAUCGCCGCCGUCGUGGAGGCGCAGCGCAAGAAGGUGGCCACGAGGAACGGCAUGCUGGACAUGAUUGUUGGGGUCCAGCAUCUGCCCAUGUCCUGCUUCUGGCUGGCGCCGCAGUUCGCCGUGUUCGGCAUCGCCGACAUGUUCACCUACGUCGGCCUCAUGGAGUUCUUCUACUCACAGGCGCCUGCGGCGCUCAAGUCCAUGUCGUCCUCGUUCCUCUGGUGCUCCCUUUCGCUGGGCUACUUCAUGAGCACCAUCAUCGUGAAGGCCGUCAACGCCGCCACCAGGAGGUCCACGGCGAGCGGCGGAUGGCUCGCCGGCAGCAUCAACCGCAACCACCUCGACCUCUUCUUCUGGCUGCUUGCCGUGCUUAGCACCCUCAACCUUUUCAACUAUCUAUUCUGGGCGAGAUGGUACAAGUACAGGCCUCAGGAAAAGGCGCCCGCCGCCGAGGAGCAGCAACAGCAAGUGUGA
Sorghum bicolor (sorghum) is the source of this 1845-nucleotide messenger RNA. RefSeq names its product protein NRT1/ PTR FAMILY 4.3. NCBI's taxonomy places the organism in Eukaryota, Viridiplantae, Streptophyta, Magnoliopsida, Poales, Poaceae. Gene Ontology annotation, biological process: transmembrane transport. The record is from RefSeq and is a predicted model, not a curated record. Gene Ontology annotation, cellular component: membrane. The transcript is spliced from 7 exons. Gene Ontology annotation, molecular function: transmembrane transporter activity. Bases 1 to 1845 code for a protein of 614 amino acids.